Messenger RNA from Scleropages formosus (Asian bonytongue), 3752 nucleotides. It is a transcript of the gene sh3gl2a, whose product is annotated as SH3 domain containing GRB2 like 2a, endophilin A1. Lineage: Eukaryota; Metazoa; Chordata; Actinopteri; Osteoglossiformes; Osteoglossidae. Gene Ontology annotation, molecular function: protein binding. Gene Ontology annotation, cellular component: glutamatergic synapse; cytoplasm; presynapse. The record is from RefSeq and is a predicted model, not a curated record. Bases 417 to 1481 code for a protein of 354 amino acids. The transcript has 9 exons. Gene Ontology annotation, biological process: synaptic vesicle uncoating.
UGUCCGUGGUGCUGAACGCUGGUGGCGCGCGGAGUUGCUGCUGGAAGUGACACUCUGUCCUCUGUUGUCUCCUCGGUGCAUUCUGGGGUCACGAACGUCUCCGUUUCGCAUCGCGUACGAAAUUAUAUUUAUUGUAAGCGUGAAAAGGAGAAGAAAUGUAAUUAAAGGUCUACUCUUAAUAUCGCGGCCGUUUAAUAAGGAAUUGUCGGGAUCCCCGCGCCUUCCCGCUUCUCCUUUAAGGGGCCGGUCACGUCACGAGCGUGUCACCGUUGCGGGGGCGGGAGCUCACAGCGCGCUUGGUCGGUGUGGGAAAGCGCGAGGACAGCGCGAGGACAGCGCAGGACGCUCAGAGGGACCCCCAGCAGACACACGCAGCGCACGCACCGCAUCCGUCCGCGCGGCCCAUCGGAAGCAUCAUGUCUGUCGCGGGACUCAAGAAGCAGUUCCACAAAGCCACUCAGAGAGUGAGCGAGAAGGUGGGGGGAGUGGAGGGGACCAAGCUGGAUGAGGACUUCUUGGAGAUGGAGAAGAAAGUGGACAUCACCACCAGGGCGGUGCUGGACAUAAUGACCAAGACGGUAGAGUACCUCCAGCCCAACCCUGCAACCAGAGCCAGGAUGAGCAUGAUGAACUCCAUGUCCAAGAUCCGUGGGCAGGAGAAGGGCCCCGGCUACACGCAGGCCGAGACCGUGCUGGGGGAGUCCAUGCAGAAGUUUGGCAGGGAGCUCGGGGAAGAGUCCAGCUUUGGCCUGGCACUCAUCGAUGCUGGGGAGGCCAUGCGAGAGCUCGGGGAAGUUAAGGACGCUCUGGAUAUGGAGGUGAAGCAGAACUUCAUUGACCCCCUGCAGAACCUGCAUGACAAAGACCUCAAGGAGAUACAGCAUCAUCUCAAGAAGCUGGAAGGUCGACGGCUGGACUUUGAUUACAAGAAGAAGAGGCAGGGCAAGGUUCAGGAUGAGGAGAUCAAGCAGGCGCUGGAGAAGUUUGACGAUUCCAAGGAGAUCGCUGAGCAGAGCAUGUUCAACUUGCUGGAAAGUGAUCAGAUCGAGCAGGUGAGCCAGCUGGCCUCCCUGGUGCAGGCACAGGUCGAGUACCACCGGCAGGCCACCGAGAUCCUGCAGCAGCUCUCUGGCAAGAUGGAGGACAGGAUAAGGGAGGCCUCCACGAAGCCCAGGAAAGAGUUCAUGCCCAAACCCCGGACCUCCAUGGACUUCAGCUCGAGCGAGAACCAUAACGGAGGGAUCAGUCACGGCGCUCCAGCCCGUUCUCCAGGCAGAUCCCCAGUGCCGAUGGACCAGCCGUGCUGCCGCGCCCUGUACGACUUUGACCCCGAGAACGAAGGCGAACUUGGGUUCAAGGAGGGCGACAUCAUCACCCUGACCAACAAGAUCGACGAGAACUGGUACGAGGGCAUGCUGCACGGCCAGUCCGGCUUCUUCCCCGUCAACUACGUGGACAUCCUGGUGGCGCUGCCGCACUAGGCCCGCCCGGGAAACGCGUCCUCGUAGCGCCGCCGCUCCGGCUCCCGAAGAGGACGACCGCCACCGGACAGGGUUUCGCCUCUUUCCAGAGCAACAGAGAAUUUCAAAAGAAAACACCUUUUAUUCCAUUAUGAACAUUGUGAUCAAAUCAGAGCACAUGAAGUGUGUAAACCGGUGUUUCAUUUCGUUCCGUGGACGUUCUCUCUUUCGUCUCAGAAGUCGACUUGCCCCCCCUCCCCCAACCCCACGGCCCCGAGGCUCUCGCUUUGACUCUCUUUGAUUGGUUCAUUGUGUGCAGCAGGAGAUCGACAGCCGCACAUCGACAAAAUUUCCGGAGUGGUCUCUGGAGGCCUCCUGUAGACCCCACGCUCCGAGGGCAGGUAUCCCGCCCUGACGCGACAGGUUCCGCACCUGAGAAACACGUCCGUGACGCAUUGUUUUUUCCAACAGUCAUUAGCUCUACGCAGCCAGUCUUUAAGCAAUACUCCCGAGAAAUUCUAGCAUCAUUCAUGCGUUCUCACGUACCCAGAAGAGUGGAAAAAAAAGGAAAUGGAGGAGCUUUCGGGGGAGCAUCUCCACCCCGUGGCCCGUGCGUUUGUUAGAAAGUGCGCUAUUUGGUAGGUGCACGCGGCGUGGUUGAGCCCACAGCGUCACACCUGUGUUACGACCAGGUGUACCAGCGUGGCGCAGGUUCUCGACUCGCACCGAGGGUGGGAGGCAGCACUGGGUGGAGAGACCCUCCCUCCUCACCUGCAUGCUCGCAGUUCGGUUGGCUCUUCACGUAUCUCCCAACGACGCGCCGGUGCACCGGGCCGCCGAAAAUCGCUCACGAAUCCUUCUUGAAUAUUAUCCGCCAAGAGACCAGUUUUACUGUGCGAGAGAUGCAGACAUAUUUAAGAAGCACUGUCGUAACACACCAUAGCAAAACGAGAAAAUACAAGUAAGUCUGUAUUCAAAGAUGAUGUUGAACUACUCGUGAAAUUGGUCAGUGUGUUGUGUUAUAGAGUAUUUUUUUUGCUUGUCGAUGUAAACUGUACGGUGCAUCAGCUGUAUGUUCGUAGAGUCAAAUACUAGAUCUCUGUAGGAUAGCAGUCGACUUUCUGGAUCAUGACUAGGUGCACAUGAGUUUUAUUACAGUAAAGUACCGAUUCGGUUCUGGAUGUACUGAAAAGGAGCUACAAAGGAAGAAAACAUUCCUGCGAUGGUUUGCGGAAGAGACGUUUCCAGUUAGUCAUCGCUUUAAAUUGUCGGAGACAAUAAGCACGUGAUUCACUUUGCUAAAUUUAGAUGCUCUAUUCACGUGUGUCAUCCUGAGACCCAGUCAUUCAUUUUGUCCACUGUAGAGGACGUAUGCGUUUGAGUGUGUCUACCAAACUGACCGUCCAGUAGUGCUGAGGCCUCGUGCAUUUCAAAGAAGAAAUCCUGUGCUUUUAGAGUAUAUCGCGAUUGGGGUGGGACUUGGAAAACUUGACAGAAAUCUUUUGAUGGGUCUCAGUAUGACACAUGGUUGCAUUUUAAAAUAUCCAUCGGGAUGGCGCUCCGAGUGCCCUCGAUGAGUGCGGUGCUGCCCACGUGGGAGGCACGCGGUUCCACGACCCUGCGGCACGUUGCCGUUGGAGGCCUGUCCUGUCCUCGAGCGAAUUUCGCCGCUCUUCCCCGGAGUUGAAACCGAGGAGAACCGAGAAAGCGUGUGUCUCAGGACACUCCGGUGUCUUUAGAGCCAUAGCAAAGCAGUGUGUGUAGCGAGGCAAUGACGUGGGUAAGAAGUGGGGAAAUCAAUUCUGGAGCGGAAAUGGGACGAGACGUCGCGUUAUUUUCAUUUUGUGCGUUUCCGGAUAACAGCGGGAGUUUUCAUUUGGAAUUAGCGCGAGUGCCGCUGGAUCGCCAUGGGGUUUAGCAGCAGCGGACCGUGAAUUCGGCUCAAAAGUGACAUCUCCACCCUUUCGUUCUCUUUUUUUGAUUUGUGAAACAAUUUCUGUGUAUUUUUGCCCUCAAUGAGGACUGUACAGCUGUUCUCUCCCUGUAGCAGUGCAUUUAUUGUAUUUUAUUUUUGUACCAGUGACAAAGUUUAUAUGUAGAUAGCGUCCGUAUAGACACACAAGGAAAGAACAUGUAAAGGAAGAGACUGUAAUUGCUCUCUUUGGAUAAUCCUUGGUUGUUUCUUGUCUUCUUCCUGAGACAGAGUGCAGGUAAAAAUGAUGCUCAGUGUAACAAAUAUCUAUAUGUCAUUUAUUGAAAUAAACACCGAGACACCGUGACUGAGCUGCAUGA